This is a messenger RNA of Ananas comosus (pineapple), 2331 nucleotides long. RefSeq lists its product as uncharacterized. The transcript is spliced from 16 exons. The record is from RefSeq and is a predicted model, not a curated record. Bases 125 to 2107 code for a protein of 660 amino acids. NCBI's taxonomy places the organism in Eukaryota, Viridiplantae, Streptophyta, Magnoliopsida, Poales, Bromeliaceae.
GUCCGGCACCUCCGUUUGCGCACCGUUCGCAACUCCUCCCACUUUCCCCUUUCUUCUUCUUCUUCUUCUUCUUCUUCUUCAACCCCUCCCUCUAUUCCCCGUCGCCAUCUCAACGACUCCACCAAUGGCCGAAGCUCCCGCUCCCACGAGCGCAUCCACAGGAGGGAAUGCGGAAAACUUUGUUGUGCCUCCUGUUGAAGGUGUUGCUGGAGGUGGGACUGGUUAUGGUUGGGUUGAUGGCGGCUUGCAAGGUUCAAAUCUAUUCACCGGCAGUGUAGUUGACCCUACAAAGAUUCCAUCAGCAGAUCUAGUGCAUGUGUGGUGUAUGCCAAGCACAGCUAACGUUGGGCAGCAAGAAAUGCCGCGAACUUUGGAGUCUAUAUCUCUGUUGGCGGCAAGAAAUGAGAGGGAAAGUGUUCAGAUUGCUUUGCGUCCAAAGGUUUCUUGGGCCAGUUCAGGUAUUGCAGGAACUGUGCAGGUUCAAAGUACUGACCUGUGCUCUUCCUCAGGGGACAGGUUGCGGGUCGGGGAAUCUGUAACUUUGCGACGUGUGGUACCUAUCUUAGGUGUUCCUGAUGCUCUUGUGCCUCUUGAUCUACCAGCCCCUCAAAUAAAUCUAUUUCCUGGCGAAACAACAUCCAUUUGGGUCUCAGUAGAUGUUCCUUGUGGACAACCUCCUGGACAAUAUGAGGGUCAGAUUUUUAUUACUGCCGUGAAGACAGAUGCAGAAUUGUCAGAGCUAUCUCUAGCUAAAGCUGAUAAGUAUCAACUGUACAGAGAAUUAAAAAAUUGCCUUGAUGUCGUUGAACCUGUAGAUGGAAAGCCACCGGAGGAAGUGGUUGAAAGAGCUAAAUCUGCUAGAGAUGCAUUGAGGAGGAUACUUUUGCUACCGACAUUUCAGGAGUUUCAGGAAGAUAAUGGCUCAGGAGACAUGAUGGAUGAGGAUAUUUUCACCAAUAUUUCAGUUCGUUUAAAAUUUACUGUCACCGUCUGGGAUUUCACUCUUCCGCUGACCCCAUCGCUUCCUGCUGUAUUUGGUAUAUCUGAAACUGUGAUAGAGGAUCGCUUUUGUCUGGAGCAUGGUAGUGAAGGCUGGUAUGAUGCAUUAGACCAUCACUUUAAGUGGCUUCUGCAGUACAGAAUUAGCCCUUUUUUUUGUAGAUGGGGUGAUAGCAUGAGAAUUUUGGCGUAUACUUGCCCUUGGCCAGCUGAUCAUCCAAGAGCUGAUGAAUAUUAUUCGGAUCCAAGAUUAGCAGCGUAUGCUGUACCAUACACACCUAUACUUUCAUGCACUGACAGUGCAAAGGUUGCCCUGCAAAAGGAGGUUGAGAUAUUGAAGUCAAAGGAUCAUUGGAGAAAAGCUUAUUUUUAUUUGUGGGAUGAGCCAGUGAAUUUGGAGCAGUAUGAUUUGAUCCGUAGCAUGUCUAGUGAGAUACGGGCUUAUGCACCUGAUGCUCGUGUUCUAACAACUUAUUACAGUGGUCCAAGUGGUGCAGAUCUUGCUCCGAACACUUUUGAGGCCUUUGUCAAAGUUCCAAACAUUCUUCGACCACAUACUCAAAUAUUCUGUACAAGUGAGUGGGUUCUUGGAACUAGAGAGGACUUAGUGGGAGAUAUUGUUGCUGAACUUCAGCCAGAUAACGGUGAAGAAUGGUGGACUUACGUUUGCUUGGGUCCAUCUGAUCCCCACCCAAAUUGGCAUCUCGGGAUGCGUGGCACGCAACACCGUGCAGUGAUGUGGAGAGUCUGGAAGGAAGGCGGUACAGGUUUUCUUUAUUGGGGUGCUAACUGUUAUGAGAAGGCCACAGUGCCUAGUGCUGAGAUAAGAUUCCGACGAGGUCUUCCCCCUGGUGAUGGAGUGCUGUUCUAUCCUGGUGAAGUUUUUUCUUCAUCACAUGAACCAGUUGCUUCAGCUCGGCUGGAACGGCUUCUCAGUGGCAUGCAGGACAUUGAAUACUUGAAGCUAUACUCGUCAAGAUACGGUAGAGACGAAGGAUUGAAUCUUCUGGAGAAGACCGGUAUCUAUCUCGGUCCCGAACGCUACACGCUCGACCACGGCCCGAUCGACUUGAUGCGAGCGGAGAUCUAUCGGACCUGCAGAUCCUGAGAAAGUGCUUUUUAUUUCAUUUGUUGGGUUUUCUCUCGUCAUUCCUCUGUUUAGCAGCUUUGUUUGAUGCUGAAUCUCGCUGCCACUCUUUUUCCUUCUUUUUGGCUACAUUACGAUCCAUUGUACCUGCAAACUUUUUGCAUACAAAUUAGGAACACUCCUUAUUUUGUAACCUGUGGAGAAUUAUAUAAACCUAAAAUUUAGGUAAAAAUAUUGCCCUUUUA